Messenger RNA from Fomitopsis serialis, 4308 nucleotides. RefSeq lists its product as uncharacterized. The record is from RefSeq and is a predicted model, not a curated record. The transcript has 16 exons. Bases 1 to 4308 code for a protein of 1435 amino acids. Lineage: Eukaryota; Fungi; Basidiomycota; Agaricomycetes; Polyporales; Fomitopsidaceae.
AUGGCCAUGAGCAGUAACAUGAGUGAACCACAAGCCCCCUUACAUUCAACUGAAGGGAGGCCCUUGGAUAUGGACUCAGAAGCCUCAGUUCUGCAUGAGAGGCCAAACCCCACUGGGGAGCAGUUUUUAAGUGAAAACUGCCUAAGAGAUGAGGAAUACCUUGAUGUAUUCAAAGACCUUGAAUCUCUUGAACUGCCCCAGAGGCCUAAACACUUGCCUCCCUUGUUCCUAUACAAGGGCAAUGAUAUGCAUCCUUUGAGACAACAUAGGAUGAAUGGACACAUAGGCAAUACCUAUGUGUAUGUAAUGGAUACAAGCCAAUCUGGGCUGGAAAAUGCCAUGACUUGUGGAGAGAAAGACAAGGUCCCUCAUAUGCCCAAGGCAGAAAUUGAGAAGCUAGGAUUGGUGGAAAUGAAGCCAGGAGACUGGAUCAUGGCUAGAUCCCUAUGUAAUGGAGGAGAUCCAUUGAAGGAUGUAGUUCAAGGCUUUGUUCCUGGAAGUGAUCUCAUGAACAGUGAUAAAUGGGCUGCAUGGCUUGACUGCUGUAAGACAAUGCUAGGGCCUAAGGAAAACAGGUCACCUGAGGCUGGGAGCACUCCUUUUGAGCAGUACAGUGAUGGCACCAGAAUUAAACCAGUUAAAGAUGGAACUAGGUGUUACCAGACUGGUUUCACCUAUGAGAAGCCCACACUGAAUUGUGCUCCCAAUGCCAAUUCUAAAUUAGGCUCAAAUGGCAAAGUUGAUGAAUUAACUCAUAUGAGAUCAGUGUUGAACAAUCUUGGAAUUGACAUAGCCCUUGAUGGGUUUGCUGAGUGCCCACCAUACAUGAGGGAUACAUAUCAUGAGUUGGCAGAGGCAGUCAACAUGCCUAGAUUAGCCCACCCAGGCAAUUGUGUGUGGCCAAGCUCCCAGGUCAACAUGGCUGUACCACAGCGUUUUGAGUCUAAAAAUGGCCUCACUGAGAUGGGAUUUUUUGGUGGAGACCAUACAGAUGAUAUGGAUCUUGCUGCAGGUCUCUCAGCCAUGGUGGUAGGCAGUCAUCUGCCUGAGAAUUAUGAGGCUGGCAGAUUCCACCUCUUGUCCCUAGGAGUCUAUGUGGAUUUAGCAAACAUCCAUGUAGUUUUCUUUAGUGGGCGCUUGCGCCACUCUGGGACACCACCACUAGCACCAUCUGGUGUUGAGGACAUUGAGACAUGGGCGUACCGCUUUGUCUUGAUUCUGUACCCUGCAUCAAGAAUUAUGCUGGGUACCAACAAGACUGUACUGGCUGCUUCCAGUACAAAAGAGCCAGUCACUGUACCCCCUGAGAUGUUUCAUCCUGAGGAUGCAAGCAUUAUCAUGCCACCUGAGGAACACUUUACAUGCUCUAAGCGCAUGCUAGUGACAUCACUCUAUCAGAGCCUAAGGCAACUGCCCUAUACUGUGAAUGUUGAUGUCCAGCAAAUCAUGGACAGUAUCACUGCUGAGAUACCAGAUAUCAACAAUGGCCAACCCUUCAAAGGAAGGGACUGGAAGUACUCUCCAGGCCAUAGAAUCACUUGGCAGCCAGAGGCUUCCAAUGCUGAGAGAGCUCAAGAGCUGUUCCCAGGGUGUAGACUUGGAUCUUCCAAGUGCACUGAGAUUUCUGGGGCAUGCCCAGCCUUUAGACAAGCCACAGAAGCUACCAAGGACUGGAGCCUCAACCAGUCCCAAAAUGGUUGGCAGGUGCCAGAAGGCUUGCUAUCUUCUUCUGAAGAUGAAGAUGAUGUGGAUAUGGAGAAUGUUGAGAAUGUUCCUCAAGACCAUGCUAUGCUUGCUGAGCAUGAGAAUGAGCCUGAGAUUGAGAUUGAGAUUGAGCCUGAGAUUGAUCUUGAGAAUAGGCCUAAGCCUAGUGUUGAGCAUGAGCAUGAGAAUGAUAGUGAGGAUAACUAUGAACAUGAGCUGGAAGCAAGGGGCAUAAUGAGAGAUGAAGUUGAUCUAGCCAUUGAGGCUCUCCUUGAUGAACCUGAGGCAAAUUCUGCACAGACUAGAGCCAUGGAGUCCCAGCCCCAAAUGAAAGCAUUGCUGAAGAUCUUCAACAAGUCACAGUUGUCUCAGUCCCUGGGUGAUGCCCAGUCUGCCCUUGAACUGCUGAAAUUCAAACCUCAGCAGUUAAGUGAAAUCAUUCAGUCAUUGGAUGAUUUUGAGAGUCAAGCUGAAAAACUGCCAAAGUACUCAGCUGACAUUGUCAAGGCUAUUGGGAGAUACUGGCAUGAUCUGUCAGUCUUGGGCAGUGCAAGUGAGCUCCAGUCUGUCUGGCUCAACAUCAGCCAUCAGAGGAUCAUGGUGUCCAAGACAUGGGUUAUUCAGUUCCUGUAUCAGGAUUGUAAGAGUGUGAUACAGACUAUCUCAUCUCAACAUAGACCCCAUGUCUUUGUGAUGCACAAUGACUCUGAACAAUCAGAACCCUGCAAUUGUAGGCAGCUCUGGGAAGAUCAACAAAGAGAUGUCUUAUGGCUGGUAGACCUUACCUUAGCCUUCAUUGACAAGUUCAGAGACUAUGCACAAGAUGCAACAUGGUCUGUGUCAUCUGCUCCAUAUAUUCCAGCUCUAGAUCCACCAAAGAGAGUCAACCAUAAGCUGGAGUACUACAGGAACAGAUUACCAGCAGAUGAUGCUAGAUUUGAUGGAGAUGUGACCUGGAAUAUCUUGCAAAUAAUCUCUGCAUGGCUUGGUAUCACUGAGGUCAACAUGAAGGACCUGAUCAGACAAGCAGGUCUUGUCACUAGCCUCAGGGAGGUACUGGACAUUGGUGCACUUUUACUGCCAGCUGUUUGGGAGAUAUAUAAAGCAGUUCCUCACUGGAUCACUGAGAGAUACCAGAUCACACAGCCUCAUCUCAUGACAAGAGAUAUUUUCCAUGAGUUUAAGACAGCUUUGAAAACUACUCCUGCAGCCAACCUAGACACUGCAGAGAGGAAGUUACUCAAGUCCAUUCAAGAUGCUCAUGAGAAGUUCAUUAGGAUGUCUAAGAGCACCAGUUCUCAAGUUGAUAAGGUUGCUCAAAUUCCUGAGCCUGUGCCACCCCAAGUAGAUGCUGUUUCUCCUGAGAAAGCUGUCAAUUUUGUCAUAGCCAUUCUCCAGGAUGCAUUGAGAUCACAAGAGUCCACAGACAGUCAGAGUGAAGAUAAACCAUUCCAAUUGAUACAUAAUGACUCUGACAACUUCUUGGCCUUGAGGGAGCAGGGUGCAUCCAGGAAGAGGUUGAUGGACUCUCCUAAGAACCCAUUUGAUGAUGAAAACAUUGUCACAAAUGCUGGUCUAUUCAGUGCUUUCUAUUUCAGAUUGCGUGCAUUCAGAAGUCCUGCUCUUCUGCAUACUCCAAAGGAACAUGUGCAAACCAUGUUCAAAGGCCCACAGGAGUUGAGGAACUAUGAGCAAGGACUUAAGGAUCUCCUGAACAAGAGCCCUAAUUUGUUUGGCAAUCUAAGUGAGGCUGAGAAGAGAAACUUUCUCAUGCACCAUGCCACCUAUGGACAAGUGAAUAAGCUGGAUGAUGGCUGGGAAUAUGAGCUGUGGGAAGCUGUUAAGCUCACAGAUUGGGAAACUCUGAUGUCCAAGAAGCCAGUGGAUUUCCAAGAGAUCUACAAGAAAUGGCUUAAGAAGUCCUGGAGAUCCAGUAGUGAAAAUGAGCCCAGUCAACAUCUACAGAAGAUGGGCAAAUUGACACUAUAUCUCCUCUGUGCAGACCUCUCUUAUACUUGUGCUGUGAAAAAGCCUAGCACUGCAGAAGUGGGAGACAUGAUUGCAAGGAUAGACUCAGGAGCUGUAGCUGGACUGAAGACUCUGGGGCUUGUACCUACACAGGGACUCACUGCUCAGAUGCUGAGAGACAAAGUCACAGAGCAGUUUAGUUGGCUCUUUGAGGAGAUAACUGCCAGAGUUUCCAAAGAGGAACUUGACAAGAUGCAAUUUGAUGAGAUUGUCUUGGAACACACUCUCUGCAAAGUUGUGAGGUUCUUGAAACAAGGGGCAUAUGGUGAAUGGGGUAUCAGCAUGAUUGAGAAGAAGAAGAAGAAGAAGAAGACCAAGAAGACCAAGAAGAGAGGGCUUGAAGAGGCUGAGGAGGGAUCUGAUGGGGAGGAGAGACCUAGCACUAAAAAGAGUAAGACUGCAAGUGACAAGAGCAAGGGUCUGUACACAAAAUCAUUAUCAACAGACCAUGAAGUCGGAGGGGUGAACCAAAUUACUGCAGACUACCUGAAACAAGAGGUUCAGGUGACUGAGUAUAUGGUUGUGCCCACUGCCCCUUUCUUUGGUGCAACAGAGGCAUAUAUACAAACUCAGUGA